Messenger RNA from Plectropomus leopardus (leopard coralgrouper), 1701 nucleotides. RefSeq names its product sorbitol dehydrogenase (gene sord). Gene Ontology annotation, biological process: D-sorbitol catabolic process. Gene Ontology annotation, molecular function: L-iditol 2-dehydrogenase (NAD+) activity; zinc ion binding. The record is from RefSeq and is a predicted model, not a curated record. Lineage: Eukaryota; Metazoa; Chordata; Actinopteri; Perciformes; Serranidae.
AUAAACCCACGCUGCCUCUCCGCUGCUGUCUGUACUUUGACACCUAGAAGAAGAGAAGAAAUCUCUCUUUCUCGGCCUCGGUUCGUCGGUCUGACUCCUCCGGCUCUCAGCUCAGUCUCGUAUCUGUCAUGGGGGAGGAAAAUCUGUCCGUGGUGCUGCGCGCGCAGGGAGACCUCCGGCUGGAAAAUCGCCCCAUUCCGGAGCCAGGACCUGAUGAUGUUUUGCUGCAGAUGCACUCUGUAGGAAUCUGUGGAUCAGAUGUUCACUACUGGCAGCACGGCCGCUGUGGGGACUUUGUGCUCAGGGAGCCGAUGGUGUUGGGGCACGAGGCUGCAGGGCGAGUGGUGAAGGUUGGCUCCGCAGUCAAGCACCUUAAAGUAGGUGACAGAGUGGCCAUUGAGCCCGGCGUGCCCCGCGAGAUGGACGAGUUCUUCAAAAACGGAAAGUACAACUUGUCUCCUACCAUCUUCUUCUGCGCCACGCCCCCCGACGAUGGAAAUUUGAGCCGAUACUACAAGCACAGUGCCAGUUUCUGUUACAAGUUGCCUGACAAUGUGACAUUUGAGGAGGGAGCUCUAAUCGAACCUCUGUCUGUGGGGAUCCACGCCUGUCGCAGGGCCGGUGUGACGCUCGGCAGCACCGUGCUCAUCUGUGGUGCAGGACCUAUUGGGUUGGUCUGCUUGCUUGUGGCCAAGUCGAUGGGGGCCUCACAGGUCGUCAUCACCGAUCUGUUCCCGGAGCGUCUGACAAAGGCCAAAGAGUUGGGUGCAGACUUCCAGCUGCUGGUGAAGAGAGGAGACGCACCUCAGCAGCUGGCCAAGAGUGUCGAGGAGAAACUGGGCGAUAUGCCUCACAUUUCUAUUGAGUGCACUGGUGUGGAGAGCUGCAUCCAAACUGCCAUCUACGCAACACGUCCAGGCGGUGUGGUGGCGCUGGUGGGUAUCAGCCCCGAAAUGGUAACUGUUCCUCUGGUAAAUGCUGCUGCAAGAGAAGUCGACAUCAGAGGAGUUUUCCGUUACUGUAACACCUGGCCGAUGGCUAUAGCCAUGUUGGCGUCGGGGAAAGUGAAUGUGAAGUCACUCGUGACCCACCGCUUCCCCCUGGAGCAGGCAGCCCAGGCCUUUGAGACCACGCGUCAGGGUAUCGGGAUAAAGGUCAUGUUAAAGUGUGACCAGCACGACCAGAAACCCUGAUCUGAACCGCCCGAGAGUGACUCAGCAUUACAUAAACACAAAGUAGACACACUGACCCCAAGAAAGAUAACAAAGCCGGUUCAAAGAUACACAAUGAUGAACACUGCAGGUCAAAGGAACUAACGUCAAAUGGUACGAAUAAUUAUUUUAGAUGCUGAAUUUUGUUCUAUUUUAAUAGUUUUAUAACUUUAGAUAAUUUGUUCCAUGUUAAUUAAUAAUUAUUUUACAAAUGGUUACUAAGGUACUAAUGGUAGUCAAAGAUUUUUUUUCUGAAAUGAAUAUAAUUAAAAAGGUACAAUUUCUUUGUUAUACUUUUUAAUUUUCACAGAACCAGCAAUACCCAGUUUUAGGCAUUGGAGGGAACUAGAGACUCAAAAUGAAAAAAUGUCUUUGUCUUGAUUCUGGUCUAUAAUUUGAAUGAUAAUACACUAACCUUCAAAGUAGACAUUUUUUGCAGUUAGUUUACAAGGUGUCAACAUACAUGCCAAAUAAACCUCAAAUAAAUAAA